AUGACGAUCCCAGAUGAGGUUGAUAUCAUCGUCUGUGGUGGCGGCUCAUGCGGCUGCGUCGUCGCUGGCCGUUUGGCCAACCUCGACCACAACCUCCAGGUCCUCUUGAUUGAGGCUGGUGAGAACAAUCUCAACAACCCAUGGGUCUUCCGCCCGGGCAUCUACCCCAGGAACAUGAAGUUGGACAGCAAGACUGCCUCCUUCUACUACUCCAGGCCCUCGGAAUGGCUCGAUGGACGCCGAGCUGUUGUGCCCUGUGCACACAUUCUCGGAGGUGGAUCGUCGAUUAACUUCAUGAUGUACACCCGUGCCUCGGCUUCCGACUACGACGACUUCCAGGCCAAGGGCUGGACCACCAAGGAACUCCUUCCUCUCAUGAAGAAGCACGAGACGUACCAGCGUUCCUGCAACAACCGCGACAUUCACGGAUUCGAGGGCCCUAUCAAGGUUUCUUUUGGCAACUACACCUACCCCAUCAAGGAGGACUUCCUCCGCGCCACCGAGUCCCAAGGCAUUCCCACCACUGAUGAUCUUCAAGACUUGGUCACCGGCCACGGUGCUGAGCACUGGCUCAAGUGGAUCAACCGUGAUACUGGACGCCGAUCCGACUCUGCUCACGGCUACAUCCACAGCACCCGCGCCGUCCACCAGAACCUGCACCUGUUGACCAGUAACAAGGUCGAAAAAGUUAUUCUUGAGGGCGACCGGGCUGUUGGCGUCAAGGUCGUCCCGACCAAGCCUGUCAACCCCGGACAGGUCCAGUCCAGGACCAUCCGUGCUCGCAAGCAAAUCAUUGUUUCGGGCGGUACGAUGAGCUCUCCUCUCAUCCUUCAGCGAUCUGGUAUUGGUGACCCAGAGAAGCUCCGCAAGGCCGGCGUCAAGCCCCUGGUUGACCUUCCUGGUGUCGGUCUCAACUUCCAGGACCACUACCUGACCUUUGCCACAUACCGUGCUAAGCCACACGUCGAGUCGUUCGACGACUUCGUUCGUGGUGACCCCAAGGUUCAGGAGCAAGUCUUCCAGCAAUGGAAUAUCAACGGCACUGGCCCACUUGCUACCAACGGUAUCGAAGCUGGUGUCAAGAUCCGCCCUACCGAGGACGAACUCCGGAUGAUGGACAGCUGGCCAUGCAAGGAGUUCCGCUCCGGCUGGGAUUCUUACUUCAAGAACAAGCCCGACAAGCCAGUCAUGCACUACUCGGUCAUUGCUGGUUGGUUCGGUGACCACAUGGUUAUGCCACCAGGCAAGUUCUUCACCAUGUUCCACUUCCUCGAGUACCCCUUCUCUCGUGGUUCCACGCACAUUGUGUCGCCAAACCCCUACGAGGCACCCGACUUUGACGCCGGUUUCAUGAACGACAAGCGCGACAUGGCACCCAUGGUCUGGGGAUACAUCAAGUCGCGUGAGACGGCACGCCGCAUGGACGCAUACGCUGGAGAAGUCCAGUCCAUGCACCCAUUCUACGCCUACGACAGCCCGGCCCGCGCUCGCGACAUGGACCUCGCUACCACCAAUGCCUACGCCCUCCCCGGCAACCUCUCCGCGAACAUCCAGCACGGAUCCUGGACUCUCCCGGUUGAGAAGGGCCGCGCUCCCCAGUCCACCUACCUGAACUCCAACUCUCAGGAAGUCUUUGAGGACCUGCACUACUCCAACGAAGACAUUAAGCACAUUGAAGACUGGGUCAAGCGCCACGUCGAAACCACCUGGCACUCACUCGGCACGUGCUCCAUGGCCCCCAAGAACGGCAACUCGAUUGUCAAGCACGGCGUGCUCGACGAGCGCCUCAACGUCCACGGCGUCAAGGGCCUCAAGGUUGCUGAUCUCUCCAUCUGCCCCGACAACGUUGGCUGCAACACGUACUCGACUGCCCUCCUCAUCGGCGAGAAGUGCGCCGUCCUUACGGGUGAAGACCUAGGCUACUCUGGCAGCGCCCUCGACAUGAAGGUGCCCAAUUACCACGCCCCCAGGGAGGUCGUUGGCUUGUCCCGCUUGUAA
This is a messenger RNA of Exserohilum turcica Et28A, 1998 nucleotides long. RefSeq lists its product as uncharacterized. The transcript has 6 exons. Gene Ontology annotation, molecular function: flavin adenine dinucleotide binding; oxidoreductase activity, acting on CH-OH group of donors. The record is from RefSeq and is a predicted model, not a curated record. NCBI's taxonomy places the organism in Eukaryota, Fungi, Ascomycota, Dothideomycetes, Pleosporales, Pleosporaceae. The coding region runs from base 1 to 1998 and encodes 665 amino acids.